AUGGGCGCGAUGAAGAAGACCAGCAGCAAGUUCAACAAGUCGGAGGUGUUGAAGCUGAAGGAGGUGUUCGACGAGGCGGACAAGGACGGCAGCGGCGAGAUCGACACCGCGGAGCUCGCGCAGUCGCUGCAGAAGACGAACCUGGGCGAGGCCGCGGCGGACAUGUUCCGCGCGAUCGAUAAGGACGGGACGAAGUCGCUGGACUUCUCCGAGUACCUCAAGAUCAAAUCCAUCUUCGUGCUGUACGACGCCAACAACAACGGGACGCUGUGCAAGAAGGAGCUCACGGAGGCGCUGACGGCGACGGGGUACGACGACGAGGAGGUGGAGGACAUGUUCGAGGACUUCGACGAGGACGGCAGCGGGGAGAUCGACUUCGAGGAGUUUUGUAAGAUGCUCGAGAGCUCGUAUUUGGACUGA
Molecule: messenger RNA, 420 nt
Organism: Micromonas pusilla CCMP1545
Lineage: Eukaryota; Viridiplantae; Chlorophyta; Mamiellophyceae; Mamiellales; Mamiellaceae
Exons: 2
Coding region: 1-420 (139 amino acids)
Molecular function (GO): calcium ion binding
Source: RefSeq, a predicted model, not a curated record